AUGUCUCGUCUCCGAAAGCACGAGCACGAGGUCGGUACGCUCGCGGGAGAGCUGGCCAAGCUCGUGCCGCGACACCGCGAGGAGCACGAGUCAGGCCAACUUGCGGUUAAGCACUUUGACGUCGCCGGCCACAUCAACCGGCUGUGCUCUGCGUGGAUCCAGGACGCGUUCAUCUUGAAAACGGCGCGCUUGGGCCUCGGCGAGUACCGCCUCUCGGACGACGACGUGUUCGUCCUGCGCGGCAAGGGCACUCCCGAUCACCCUCUCGUCAUCGUCGUCGCCAGCUUCGACGAGAUUGUGCGCGCGGUGACGUGGGCCAACGGCGCGUUCGAGCGGUUCCAGAUCCCGCACGCGCAGCGCAAGGUGCCCGACGGGCAGCUGUACAAGCUCGCGGGCCCAUCGCUCAUCGCGCAUGACGCCGUCAAGGACAAGCGGCCCGAGCAGUCCAAGCCGAGGGGCAACUCGUUCGCGGCGGGAUCGUACGGCGGGCCCCACCGCGCUCCGUACUGCAUCGACACGGCCGCCUGCCAGCAGUGGGACCGCGCCGCCCUCGUCUCUCUUCGUCCCGCUCGGGGCACGAGGAUCGUCUGGCAGCUCGUCCACACGCAGCCGUCGAUCGGCACCAUCGUCGAGUGCGCCGAGUCGCCCGACGAGUCGCCGCUUGACGACCACGGCGCGCUCCGUCCCGACGCAACGCCCGCCACCGAGGUCGCCUGGCUUUUCGACGUCGAGAUCGAGACGAACGCCGAGGCCUACACGCAGCAAGCGCAAGAGCGAGCGACCGAGACGCUCUCGUGCCACAUCAUCUUUUCGCGGCGCAGUCGGCAAGCCGUCGAGCGCGCCCGUUCUCGCCUCGACCUCUCGGAAGAAGCAUCGCUCACCAAGGCGCGGUACAUCGUCGGCGCAAGGGGUGCGGCACGUGUGCGGGCGUUUGUCUAG
Molecule: messenger RNA, 939 nt
Organism: Rhodotorula graminis WP1
Lineage: Eukaryota; Fungi; Basidiomycota; Microbotryomycetes; Sporidiobolales; Sporidiobolaceae
Exons: 4
Coding region: 1-939 (312 amino acids)
Source: RefSeq, a predicted model, not a curated record